Molecule: messenger RNA, 225 nt
Organism: Rodentolepis nana
Lineage: Eukaryota; Metazoa; Platyhelminthes; Cestoda; Cyclophyllidea; Hymenolepididae
Source: the annotation of a GenBank genome assembly
AUGCCUUCUAAUGUAUCCAGUUCGCAGACUGUGCGAUUGUUUUUGGAGAGUAUUGACAAGGAUAAAUCUGGUUCGAUCAGUGCUGAAGAGCUCAUCACCGCUUUGGAAAAUGCUAAUAUCAAGGUGAAACAUGUUGAGCGCUUCAUUGCCCAAUAUGAUAAAAAUAACGAUGGCCAAUUGGAUUUUGAUGAGUUGAUGGAAUUCUUUGCAACCAUUGGCUUAUAA